GUUACAUAGCUCAGAAAUUGAUUUAAAAAAAUUUAAAACAGUAUUGAAUCGACAGAGAACGAAACUCACACAAAAAUGUUUGCAAACGUUUUAAAAACCAGUCUUUUCCUACUCCGGAGCUUAAGCUCUUCGGCAGCCUUGCGUUUUAAGGAUCCCGUUUACCACAUUUUUCUGGACAAGGUGCGUGAGUACCGGCUGAAGAGUCCCAAAGGAAAGCCCAUAGAUGCCGGUCCGGAAUACGAGGCGGAACUGAAGGAGGCCCUCGACCGCCUGGCUCUUCAAUAUGGUGGCGGUGAGGGCAUCGAUCUGACCCAGUUUCCCAAAUUUGUGCUGCCCGACAUAGAUAUUGAUCCCAUUUCAGUUCUGGAUUUACCCGAAAAUCAACCUAAGCCGGAAAGAAAGAAAGAUUCUAAGUUAGACGAUUACAAAAAGAAUGAUGUUAAAGCAAAGGGAAAAGAUAACGAAGUUAAGGCCAAAGAUGAUAAAGAGGUGAAGGCCAGAGAUGACAAGAAAGCUAAUGAAAGCAAGGAUAAGGACGAUAAGGACAAGAAAAAUUAGUGGCUAGCUAAGCCCAUUAGCAAUAAAAUUCUUAUAAAUGU
This is a messenger RNA of Drosophila gunungcola (fruit fly), 599 nucleotides long. RefSeq names its product ATP synthase-coupling factor 6, mitochondrial (gene ATPsynCF6L). Gene Ontology annotation, biological process: proton motive force-driven ATP synthesis. The record is from RefSeq and is a predicted model, not a curated record. The coding region runs from base 76 to 558 and encodes 160 amino acids. NCBI's taxonomy places the organism in Eukaryota, Metazoa, Arthropoda, Insecta, Diptera, Drosophilidae. Gene Ontology annotation, molecular function: proton transmembrane transporter activity. The transcript has 2 exons.